CGAGAGGCGCCGCAAUGAUGCUGCAGCUCCGCUUCUGUCCGCUGGACGGCGCGCGCGAGUCUCUUCAAAACCCCGCCAGCGGCAGCGCUCGCGAACAGAGCGGCGGGACAUCAAAGACAAAGUGGUUACAAAGUAACGGUCGCGACGCGUCAUCAAAGUCGCUGCGGGAAGAAUCAGAACGCGGAGCGUGACAGCCGACGGGUUUCCCGCGAGUCCGGGCUCUUACUGAACCACAGCGAAGACAAACGCGGGGAAAAGAGGAGCUGACCCGGUCAUCGCGUCCAGUUUCUGCUGCUGCUGCUGUUGCAUUCGCGGGCUGAAUGCACAUAUAUGCCAUGUUCACAGUAUAGAAAGACUCCAGACGCGGAUUACCGAACCCAUAGAUCCUAUAGAUCAUACAGGCUGUAAACCGUUGCUCCAGAACAGGAACAAGAGUUUGACAUCCUGUGUGUUUACACGACAUGGGAAAAAGACCCUCAUCUGUCCAGUAAGAAUGUUUUCGUUGAACAGAGAGAGGGAGCAGCCCUUCUUCAGCACUCGAGCUCAUGUGUUCCAGAUCGAUCCCGCCACCAAACGCAACUGGAUCCCGGCCAGCAAGCACGCGGUCACCGUCUCCUUCUUCUACGAUGCUAACAGACACGCCUGCCGCAUCAUCAGUGUGGGCGGGACCAAGGCGAUCAUCAACAGCAUAAUCAGCCACAACAUGACGUUCACGAAGACGUCUCAGAAGUUCGGUCAGUGGGCGGACAGCAGAGCGAACACUGUCUAUGGCCUCGGGUUCGCCACGGAGCAGCAGCUGCACCAGUUUGCGGAGCGUUUUAAAGAGGUGAAGGAAGCUGCGCGUCUGGCCAGAGAGAAAUCACAGGACAAGAUGGAGCUGAGCACCGCGGCUCUCAGCAUCGCAGCACCUCAGUUCUCUCAGGACUUGUGUGACGAGCUGCAGUCUCCUCCAGUGAUGUGUGUGAACGGACCGGAGGACAAACUCUUCCGGAGCCAGAGCGCUGACAUCACUCUGUCCUCAGAGAAGGAGCGCAUCAAGAAGAUGCUCUCAGAGGGCUCGAUCUGUGAGAUCAAUCUGGAGGCCGAGCUCUUCAGCUUACAGGACAGUAACGCUAAACUGGUGGCGGCGCUACAUGAGGCUAACGCUAACGUGGAGCAGUGGAAGAAACAGCUGGCGGCGUAUCAGGAGGAGACGGACCGGUUACGAGAUCAGGUGACGGAUCUGGAGGCUCACGGCGCUCAGGGACCCAGCGACAUGAUGAAAGACGAGCUCACUCAGUCCCUGGAGGAGCUGGAGAACCUGCUGAAGGCAAAGGACGAGGAGAUCCGUAUUCUCCAGAGUAAGAAGUCCAACUUCCACGAGCUGAAGCAGGAGAGAGAAGAAGCCAUUCACAGACUGCAGGAGCUGGAGAUGCGUAACGUUGAGUUGGAGCGGCGCGUGCAGAACGCCGAACAGAACCUGACGUCUGCGCUUGAGGAUCGCGAGCGCGCCGAGAACGAGGUCCAGAGGGUCGCUCAGAUCCUCGACAUCAAGAUCUUUGACCUCAAUGACCUUCGGCAGAGUCUGGUCCAGCUGAUCAGUAAAUAGUGCCACGUGAGAGACGGAUGCUCCGGGAUUAAAGUGUUCCUCAGUUCAUAAAGACCUGAAUGAAUCAGCCGUUCGAAUGAAUCAAUUGAAAGAAUGAUUCAGUCAGUGACUUGGCGCCACCUGCUGGCGAAUGUAGUGUUAACAUAUGAUUUCAGGUGUAUAAAUCAUUUAAUAUUUCUCUAUUCAAAAUGUUAUAUUUAAAAUAUUAACCUCCACAUGAAUCUAUGAAUUCAAUUGCACACAUGCCAUCUUUGAGCCAUGAAAAUGAAGCCAUUAUAAAGUAUAAAUAAAAUAUUACUGUAUAUCACUUUAAGGAGGAACAUGUUAUCACGUAUUAGGAAGGCUGAUUUUUUAUCAGAAAUUGUAAUUACUGGUCAGAAGGUGCUCUUAAAUUUUUACAUUAGGAGGGCAAGCGCUCCUGACUGAAAUUGUAUGCUAAAAAUGAAGCUAAAUCCUCCAGCAGGUGGCAGCAAGUCACUGAAUCGAUCACUGAAUCAUUCAUUCAAGUGAUUCGUUCGAACGACUGAAUCAUUAGCGAGCGAAUCAGUGUUUCUGAACUGAUGGAACACUUUAUUCUCUGUUCACUCUCUCUGCUUUCUCUUUCAUCUUGAAUUUGCACUGAAAAGAUCUUUCUGUUUCAGUUUAGCAAUAACUUUGGUGUUGUUACAGUACGCUUUAUUUUUGAUACAGAAACACUAGUACUGUGGAUCACAAGUAUGUUUUUUUCUUAAUUUUUUCUUUCAGUUCAUGCAUCAUGAAAAAUAGGGCUGAAUUUUUUUUUUUUCAUAAAUGCAUCAUGAACAAUUCUGGAUUUAUUCACAAAUAUAUAUAUAUAUAUAAUUGAAAUUUGAAUUGAAAGCAUUAAU
Messenger RNA from Carassius auratus (goldfish), 2454 nucleotides. RefSeq names its product homer protein homolog 3-like. Gene Ontology annotation, biological process: G protein-coupled glutamate receptor signaling pathway. Gene Ontology annotation, molecular function: G protein-coupled glutamate receptor binding. The record is from RefSeq and is a predicted model, not a curated record. Lineage: Eukaryota; Metazoa; Chordata; Actinopteri; Cypriniformes; Cyprinidae. Bases 494 to 1588 code for a protein of 364 amino acids. The transcript is spliced from 11 exons.